Messenger RNA from Suhomyces tanzawaensis NRRL Y-17324, 3240 nucleotides. RefSeq lists its product as uncharacterized. Lineage: Eukaryota; Fungi; Ascomycota; Pichiomycetes; Serinales; Debaryomycetaceae. The transcript has a single exon. The record is from RefSeq and is a predicted model, not a curated record. Bases 58 to 2958 code for a protein of 966 amino acids.
CCUGGUGCAAAUGCACCCACUUGGGCUGAAGCAUUGUUUGAAAAGAAAAGCUCUCCAAUGAAGAGCGACGCUUCCAAGUUGCCCAAGAAGCAGUGUUACACUGUGAAGAAACGUUCCAAGAAAACUGGAACUAAGGUUGGUGCUGGUAUGGAAAUGCCGGCUACUGAAGUUGAUGUUGGUAUGAAUGAGUCAAUUGUGGCUGCAGAAGUUUCGGAGGUAACAAAUGUUGAUGUUGGUAUGGAAAAGCUGUUUGUGGCAGGUGAUGUUUCGAAGGAAAAAAAUGAUGAUGAAGGUAUGGUUGAGCCAAGUGAGGCUACUGAAGUUGAUGCUGGUGUAGCUCAGCCUAUUGUGGCUGCGGAAGUUUGGGAGGAAACAAAUGUUGAUGUUGGUAUGGAAAAGCUGUUUGUGGCUGAUGAAGUUGUGAAGGAAGAAAAUGUUGACGAUUGUAUGGAAAAGCCAAGUGAGGCUACUGAAGUUAUUAAUGGUAAGAUUAAGCCUCAUGAGGCUGCUGAAUUUUCAGAGGAGAGUGUUGAUGUUGGUAUUGAAAAGCUGUUUGUGGCAGAUGAAGUUGCAAAGGAAAAAAAUGUUGAUGAUGGUAUGGAAAAGCCAAGUGAGGCUACUGAAGAUGAUGGAGGUAUGAUUGAGCCAAUUGUGGCUGCUGAGGUUUCGGAGAAAACUAAUAUUGAUGCUGUUGUGAUGAAGUCUAUUGCUUUUGCUCGCAUGAUUAAUCCUAAUGAUUGUUUAAUCAUUAGAGCACCUAAAUUUUCCAAGAGCAGGGCCAGAAAGAACAAAAAGAAGUCCGGAAAGGCCAAAAAGGCCAAGUCCUCCUGUUUUAUUGAACACAGGGAGAAUGAAAAGGGUCACCUAACAAAUGAUGAAGAUGCAGACACUGCACACUUAGAGACCGUUGAGCUCGACACUCAUGCAGACACUACGCACUGCGACACCGUUGACACUCCUAGCGUUGAUGCUGAAGAUGCAGACAUUGUGCACUUAGAUUCUGUCGAAGAGGUCGACACACCUGAAGUUGAUGCUGAAGAAUUAAAAUUCUUCUUAAACGUAGAGACCAUCGAAGAUGUCGAAGAGGUCUACACACCUGAGGUUGAUGUUGAAGAACUAAAAUUCGUCUUAAGCUUAGAGACUAUUGAAGAAGUUGAAGAGGUCGACACGCCUGAAGUUGAUGCUGAAGAAGUCAAAUUGUUUUUGCACUUAGAGACGAUCGAAGAGGUCGACAUUUCCAGCGUUGCUGCUGAAGAUUAUUCAGACGCCACGCACUUGCAAGCUGAGGCUAAUGGGAAAGCAACCGAACCUUGCGUUAAUGUUGAAGCUACCCAAACCCUCAAGCAAUUACUAGGCAUUGGAACAGUCAAUAGCCCUUACAUUGAUGAAAUUGGAGUUGUUGAAGUUAUCACACCCUUUGAAGCUAUUGGUACGGCUACCAAUUUUGGUGUUGAUUUUGGUGUUGAUUUUGGUGUUGAUGUUGAAGCUACUCAAACUAUUAAGCAAUUACUAGGCAUCGAUUUUACUGAGCCUUGUAUUGCUGCUGCAGAUGCUAUUCAAAGCACCAAACACUUGGAGGCUAAUGAGGCUGGCACUCCCAACAUUGUGGUUCUUGAAACUGCAGAAACCCUUUUGCAAUUAGCAGCCAGUGCAGUUUACACAAAUAGCGCCGAGGAGCAAGAAAUUGCCCAUACCCCAGACAGUGGGAAGAAUAUUAAAGAAAGCAAUGUCUGCUCAUUACCUUCCUUAGAGUUGGAUGCUGAUGAAGUGACUGAUGAUUGCGGAGAUGGUAUAAAUGAAACGGUUCACUUAGAAGGCUGCGAAAACGCCAACAAUUUUGAAAAUGCUGCUCCCCAAGAUUUCAUCAAAUUAGAGGGCUUUGUGAAAGAAAACUCUUCUAGCAAUGACGAUUAUAUCAGAGAAGAAUUAGAAGUUGAGGGGGUGGUCGAAAUUUCUGACGAAUAUCUUCUUGAAUUUCACAAGAAUUCAACUUCCAGUGGAAAGGCAAAUCUCUCUAGUCUUGAUUUCCUUCGGGAUAUGAUGCUUACUAUUCUUGUUGUUCUUCUUGUAUGGAGCAUUAAGAAUAGUUUCAUGCUCAAGGCUUGCUUGUUGUAUUUCCUUGUCCUUCUGGAAUCUGAAAUGAUUUUUACUCCUGAAGUAUUCUGGAAACUUGGAUCUUUGUGUUAUCAUGAUUACGCCGCUAAUAUCGAUGCUAUGGAGGGUACUCCCGAGAGAGAGAUGUUGGUCGAAAGUUCGAAUGUCCCUGACGAGGUUGAUGUCCAACUUUCCCAUAAAUCUUUCAACUUGGUUGAGAACACCGAAGUAGAUUGUCCUGAAGUUUUAACAUCAUUUAAUCUGAAACAAUUCUCCACCAAAUCAGACUUAUAUUUUGAGAUUCGAGAUAUCGUUUCUGUGACCAAAAAUUAUCCUGAUGCUUUUCUUGAUGGUUUUGCCUUGACUAAUGUUCAGGAAAGUACACUCCAACUCCAGGGUUUUGGUGUCAGUGUGAGAAAUUCUCCAAGCGAACAGCCAGAGUAUUUCUCGAGCAGGUCAGCAUCGCCUACCAAAUUUUCCUUGAAAGGUUUUAAAUCUAGUGUAACUUCAGCAAGUUUCGAGGGAUACUGCAACCGGAUCUAUGAGGAAUAUUUCCUAUUAGAGGUCCAGAAAUCCAUCAAUGCACUUGAACUUGAUUCAACUCACCAAAAUAUACCAAAUCCAGAGCCUAAGUUAUUCUGGACCAAAUACUCCGAGGCAUACUCCGAGGCAAGAGUUGGGGGACUCGAGCCUAAGUGUGCAAAAAAUGGUAGUAUUCAAUUAGGUAUGAUGGUGGUAUUGGUUCUUCAGUUACUAGUGCUUAUGGUGGAUUGUGUGAUUUCAAAGACUUCGUUUCCUCGGUUUCAAAAUCUUGGCUUGUGGACAGCAUUCAGCAUUAUCUCAUGGCUUUUAUCCAGACAAUGAGUCGACUUUUGGAUUAAUUUAGAAGUUAACAAAAAGACAUGUAAAGACUCUUGACGUUGGUUGCUUACAUUGGUUGGAGAUCUGGUUGGUUAUAUUUGUUGCUAAUACAGUCGGGUCGAAGUGAAAAUGACAGUGCAACGACACACUUCGAAGGGCACAUUCAGCUUGCGGGGGGCGAUGCUUUGGUUUAAACCUUCGACGCUUGCUAACAAAUUUCUUAAUUGUCAUUCACUGACGAUUCACUUUACAUUUUUAUAUAGAAUAAAUCUUAAUUUCGAGACA